Molecule: messenger RNA, 2465 nt
Organism: Bombus pascuorum
Lineage: Eukaryota; Metazoa; Arthropoda; Insecta; Hymenoptera; Apidae
Gene: Vps51
Product: vacuolar protein sorting-associated protein 51 homolog
Exons: 10
Coding region: 46-2253 (735 amino acids)
Biological process (GO): Golgi organization; retrograde transport, endosome to Golgi; Golgi vesicle transport
Cellular component (GO): EARP complex; GARP complex; membrane
Source: RefSeq, a predicted model, not a curated record
GUUCUACUGUCAAAACUUUACUUUACGAAUAAAAAAUUAGUCAAAAUGGCAGAAAAUUCGAACAAUCCAUAUGAUAUUAAUGGACAACACUUUAACCCUGAUAUGUAUUUCCAAAAAUUAUUAAAAGAGUGUACAUUAAAACAAAUUAUGGAUCACGAAGCAGAAAUCAUAAAAAAUACUCAAAUUUUACAUUCUGAUAUGCAAACUCUAGUAUAUGAAAAUUAUAAUAAAUUUAUAUCUGCUACAGAUACUAUCAGAAAGAUGAAAACAGAUUUUAAGAAAAUGGAAGAUAGUAUGAAUUUACUGGCAAAAAACAUGGACAGUAUCACUUCUUUUUCAGAACAGAUUUCAUCAACAUUACAGGGUACUAGACAACAGAUUGCCAAAUUAUCUUCGGUUCAUGCACUGUUAAAAAAGUUGCAAUUUCUCUUUAAAUUGCCUGGCAAUUUAAAAGAUAAAAUAAAUGAAGAGAAUUAUGCACAGGCAGUACAAGAUUAUAUUCAUGCACAACGUGUAUUGAAUCAGUAUGGUAAUAUGCCUUCCUUUCAAGGAAUACAAAAAGAUUGUGAGGAUAUUGUAGAGGAACUCAAGUCAAGACUGAGAAUGCAAUUUCAUAAAAGAGAUGUAUCAACUGUAUCUUUAGCUGAAAAUGUAGAUCUUUUACUACAGCUAAAAGAACCAGCUGAUUCUUUGUGUGCCGAAUUUUUAACACAUGCAGAUGGAAGAUUAGUUGAACAACUAGAUGCUCUAAAAGAUAUGUAUGAAAACGAUAUCAUAGAAUUUAUAGAUAUGACUAGUUCAGGAUUUCUAAGUGACUUAUGUUUGAUCGUUGCAUCCUACAAUGACAUGUUUAUAAAUCAACCACCAUCAGAAGAUAAUGAAUUUACUGAUGAUUUUGAUGCAAAAGCCAUCACACGUUCGAAUAGCUUUAUCAUGAAAAAUAUGAAAAAAUAUUUUGAUUUAAUUGGUAAGAGAGUAGAAAGUGUAGCUGAUACAGCUAUUUUAGUAAAAGCAUUAGAUAAAUUCCAUAGAAGACUGCAAGCAAUGAAUAUGUUGUGUAAAGAUACAGACUUUGCAAGAACAGGUACCAAUAUUGUUAUUAACGUGGGUAGAAAACAAUGUCGCAAUCAUUUAGACAAUUUAAAGUCUCAUUUAAGUGAAACACUUGUUAAAGUGAGACAGAUAUUGACAACCAAAGCUUCUCAGGAUGGAGAUAAUAGUUUAGCAGAACUUCAGGCAUUACUAAUAAUGCCUACUAUAGAAAAAAUUAAAGGAGUUUUGCAUGAUUUAUUGGUAUUUUUGCAACCAGAUCUGUCCUUUAGUUUAAAAACGCAAUUCCUGCAAAAUUUCUGUGUGGAUGAAGUUAGGGAAGGCCUAGUAGUUGGAUUUUUACAUCAUUUAGUGGUCACUGCAAGUGAAUUUUUUACUGGCUCUGAUAUUCCAAAAUUCCCACCCACUCUGUUACUUUUAUUGAGCAAAAUGUGUAUCGAGUACAAAGAAAAUAAUGUCAAGUAUUUGCUUACUACUACUGAUAAUUUAUUCAACAUCGAACAGUACACAUCAUCUGGAAACGUUAUUACAACUAAAGCAGAGAUUUGCGACAAAUUCCAAGAAGCAGCACAAAAUUUAUUAAACCAUUACGUUCGCAUUCAAGGCUUAGCAGUAUCGCAAAUGUUAAGAAAAUCCGUCGAAACGAGAGAUUGGUUGCAUACGAUCGAGCCAAGAACCGUUAGAGCUGUAAUGAAGAGGGUCGUAGAAGAUGUGACGUUAAUCGACACUCAAGUAGCUGCAUUAUACGACGAUUCUGAUGGUCAAGUCGACAGAAGUAGCGACAGCAGUAGAAAAACCCAUAGCGUGAGUGUGUCGAGACAUCACUAUAGAUCAAGCUGGUCGUCGUACACACCCAAUCAUAUGGAUUCGUCAUUGGUGACGAAUAUUCAUAAGUUAUUUUCGGAACGUAUAGAAAUAUUUUCCUCGGUCCAAUUUAAUAAAGCCUCGAUACUUACGGGGAUUAUCAAAAUAAGUUUAAAGACUUUCCUGGAAUGCGUAAGAUUACGAACGUUCAGUAAAUAUGGUUUGCAACAAAUCCAAGUUGACACGCAUUAUCUACAACUGUAUCUAUGGAGAUUUGUUUCAGAUGAAAAUGUUGUCCAUUUCCUAUUAGACGAGAUACUUGGAAGUGCUGUACACAGAUGUCUAGAACCAGUCUUAAUGGAACCAAGCGUUGUAGAUAUUAUUUGUGAAAGAGGAUGAAUAAAUUAUAGAUAGAAGAGGAACUCUGAUAUCGUUAUUUCGACUGGCAUACUGUACAGUCUUUUCUAGUAUUAUGUAUAUCUUGUAUUAUUGUUUGUAAAAAUGAGUAAAUAUUAUGAUAUAAAUGAUUCAUAAUAUCGUGUAUAUUCUUAUACAUUUUAUCAUUAACACUGUACAUUCCACGAAUAAAUUUGACGACGAACCGCAAAAAA